Penaeus monodon (black tiger shrimp) is the source of this 929-nucleotide messenger RNA. RefSeq lists its product as uncharacterized. The transcript is spliced from 4 exons. Bases 116 to 544 code for a protein of 142 amino acids. The record is from RefSeq and is a predicted model, not a curated record. NCBI's taxonomy places the organism in Eukaryota, Metazoa, Arthropoda, Malacostraca, Decapoda, Penaeidae.
GGUCGGCUGCUGGAAGUCGACCUUCCGCCUCUGCUGCCGUUUAGCUCGCGGAGUCGGGACCACCUGUCUGUCAGUCGGCUGCGAGAUUCCGAAGUACGAGAAAAUUAUCUUCAAAAUGAGUUCAACCGAAAUGAAGUCUACCGAUGAGGGCUUUAAUUUUUCUGCGGAAACUUUUGGAGAAUUCCUGCCUCAAGUGCUUACCCUGGUUGCUGCCUUCCUCUCCUCUGAAGAUAACACUGAGCUAACACGCGAGGCAGUGGACAUGGCUUCGAAAUUGCUUUCUCUGGAUCUGUCUUUGCAGCCGUCCUAUGAACUCACUUCAGGCUGGCUCAGUCUCCUCUCUGGCGGUGGUCUGUGGUCCCUUAGUUACUUGACUAUACCAGUAAUUCUCACCGGUAUCGUCUGGUACUUCAUUGUCACAUUCCUCCUCCAGAAGAACGUAUUUGGCAGGAGCUUUGGAUCACCCGCAAGAAUGGAAAGCCAAGCGGAAUACAUGGAUGAUUUAACGGCGAAAGUAAAUGAGGCUAUAGACCACCCUCGGUAGUUUAUAGCACCAAAAUGAGCAAGAGGAACGGAGUUGUGACAGAUGUAGAAAAGGUACGAACGAGAAUGAGCAUUUUAGCUCAGCAAGAUAGUAAUCAAAUUUCCGAUACUGCAUCUUCAUCAGAAAGUGAUGCUGCAAUGUUCAUUACAUCUUGCAUUUUAAAUGAUUUAUUCUCCUUCAUACACCUCCUGCUAGCCGGUACCAAGGUUAUGAGCCUGAGUACCCUGUUCCAAUGAUGCUGAUGGUAUACAGGUGUUGGUAUUAUGAUGAGAAAGAUAAUACAGGGUAAUAAGCUGAUGUUAUCUGUGUUUAUAGAAUCAAAGUCUAUGUAAAACCAAUUAUUAAUGUUUAUAACAUUCAUGUAAAUAUAACAUUAACUGAUGUU